Molecule: messenger RNA, 602 nt
Organism: Rhinichthys klamathensis goyatoka
Lineage: Eukaryota; Metazoa; Chordata; Actinopteri; Cypriniformes; Leuciscidae
Product: interferon alpha-inducible protein 27-like protein 2B
Exons: 2
Biological process (GO): apoptotic signaling pathway
Cellular component (GO): membrane; mitochondrion
Source: RefSeq, a predicted model, not a curated record
AAUCCUAGCUUCUCCCCUAAUCCUAACCCCUCCCCCACAACUAAUCCUAACUCCUCCCCUAAUCCUAACCCCUCCCCUAAUCCUAACCCCUCCCCUAAUCUUAACCCCUCCCCUAAUCCGAACUCCUCCGCUAAUCUUAACCCCUCCCCUAAUCCGAACUCCUCCCCCACAACUAAUCCUAACCCCUUCCCUAAUCCUAACUCCUCCCCUUAUCCUAACUCCUCCCCCACAACUAAUCCUAAACCUACCAAUACUAGGGAGGUAAUAAUUGUGUGUGUGUGUGUGUGUGUUGCAGCGGGUGCAGUGGCGGCGGCUCCGCUGGUUCUGGGGGCGGUGGGCUUCACCGGUGCCGGGAUCGCCGUGGGCUCGUACGCCGCCUCGAUGAUGAGCGCGGCCGCAGUGGCGAACGGAGGAGGAGUCGCUGCCGGGUCAAUGGUUGCAGUCCUUCAAGCCGCUGGUGCCGCCGGGAUCCCAGUUGUGGCUCAGGCGGCUGUGGGCACGACAGGGGCCGCUGUGGGGACAGUUCUGGCCAUCCUCAUCUGAGCCGAAUCACUGAAACAUUCUGUUCAAUAUACAAAUAAAAUACUCUUAAUUAUCGCACA